This is a messenger RNA of Hevea brasiliensis (rubber tree), 2129 nucleotides long. Its product is annotated as ATP-dependent 6-phosphofructokinase 4, chloroplastic. The coding region runs from base 182 to 1777 and encodes 531 amino acids. Gene Ontology annotation, biological process: glycolytic process; fructose 6-phosphate metabolic process. NCBI's taxonomy places the organism in Eukaryota, Viridiplantae, Streptophyta, Magnoliopsida, Malpighiales, Euphorbiaceae. The transcript is spliced from 14 exons. Gene Ontology annotation, cellular component: cytoplasm. Gene Ontology annotation, molecular function: ATP binding; 6-phosphofructokinase activity. The record is from RefSeq and is a predicted model, not a curated record.
UUCUGCUCCUGUAUCCAUUUUGACUGGCGGAGAGCUGAUAUAUAUAGGAGCCAGGAAGAGGAGACGACCGACUAGGAGUUCUUUCUUCCUUGUUCUACCAUUCAAACACCUGUUCCCUGUACAGUGAUAUAUCCAUUGCUCUUUUUAAAGAAACAAAAUACUUGUAUUAUAGAAAGUAGAAAUGGAUCUUUCAAUCCCUUCGUCUUUCUCUGAAAUCUCUUCAUCUCGAUCUCUCUCUCAACCAUCUUUCCAGAAGCUCAGAUUAUUUCCUGUUAUCUGUAACUUCAAUCUCAAAUCCAGAAAGUUCCCCACUCGAUCCUUGUUUUGGCGCCAAAAUUGUCUCUCUCUCAGAGCUCAAACUUCUAACGGGGCGCUUAACGAUGGCUUCGUCCUCGAAGAUGUUCCUCACUUGACAGAUUUCCUUCCUGAUUUACCUUCCUACCCGAAUCCAUUGCAGAACAGCCAAGCUUAUGCUAUUGUCAAGCAAAAUUUCGUUAUACCCGAAGAUGCGGUUGCGCAGAAGAUUGUUGUCCGGAAAGAUAGCUCUAGAGGAGUGCAUUUUAGGCGUGCAGGGCCUCGAGAGAAGGUCUAUUUUACGCCUGAAGAAGUGCGUGCUUGCAUUGUGACUUGUGGGGGCUUGUGUCCUGGGAUCAAUACUGUCAUCCGGGAGAUUGUUUGCGGAUUGAACUAUAUGUAUGGUGUCAAUGAUAUACUUGGCAUUCAGGGCGGGUAUAGGGGUUUCUACUCAAAAAACACCGUGACAUUGACUCCUAAAGUUGUGAAUGAUAUCCACAAGCGUGGUGGCACCUUUCUUUGCACCUCUCGAGGAGGUCAUGAUACCAACAAAAUAGUUGAUAACAUUCAGGACAGGGGAAUAAAUCAGGUCUAUAUUAUAGGAGGUGAUGGCACCCAGAAGGGAGCAGGUCAAAUUUACGAGGAAGUAGAGAAACGUGGUCUUCAAGUGGCAGUGGCUGGGAUCCCCAAGACCAUUGAUAAUGAUAUUGCUGUAAUAGAUAAAUCCUUUGGAUUCGAUACUGCUGUUGAGGAAGCUCAAAGAGCAAUAAACGCUGCACAUGUGGAGGUUGAAAGCGUGGAAAAUGGAGUUGGAAUAGUUAAACUGAUGGGUAGAUACAGUGGUUUCAUUGCUAUGUAUGCAACUUUGGCAAGUAGAGAUGUGGAUUGUUGCUUAAUUCCAGAAUCCCCAUUCUAUCUGGAAGGCCCAGGUGGGCUCUUUGAAUUUAUUGAACAGCGGCUAAAAGAAAAUGGGCAUUUGGUCAUUGUGAUAGCAGAAGGAGCAGGGCAGGAAUAUGCUGCUCGGAGCACACAUAGAACUGAUGAGAGAGAUGCAUCAGGAAACAGGCUACUUCUUGAUGUUGGUCUGUGGUUGUCACAGUACAUUAAGGAUCAUUUUAUGAAUGUUCGGAAGAUGCAAGUAAAUAUGAAAUAUAUAGAUCCCACAUACAUGAUACGAGCCAUUCCAAGUAAUGCAUCAGACAACAUCUAUUGCACUCUUCUGGCACAUAGUGCUGUUCAUGGAGCCAUGGCUGGGUACACAGGCUUCACAGUUGGACCAGUGAACAGCAAACAUGCUUAUAUUCCCAUUGCACGUGUGACUGAGGCACAAAACACAGUGAAGUUGACAGAUAGGAUGUGGGCUAGACUGCUUGCAUCUACAAAUCAGCCUAGUUUCUUGAAUUCCAAUGGGAUGUCGCUAGAUAGAAUUGAUGGAGAGACAGUUGGAAUGAGAAAGGACAACACGAAGAUCAGUUCUACUUAGUUUUUUGGUUCUGGAUUAAAAUCCAGACAGAUCAGUACCAUUUCUUGUUUCCUGUUAUCGUGGUGAAAUCUCUCUGAUAUUGAAUUCUGAGUUCUGAGAAGUAUAGCAAAUAUAAGUUUUACACUGCCUCUAGUCAGGUAGACAUUAUUUGGAGGCCAACUUUAAUAUUCGUUUAGGUUGUGAUUUACUGUAGUUUGAUGUUUUAAGGCUGAGUAAGAUGUUUGUAGGUGGCAUGGUGCAGUGGUCACUGAAUCAAAUGUCAAUGUAUAUUCAUAGAUAAUUUUCUUGUGCAUUUUGCACUGUGGCACGACCUGAAAUUAGUAAGCGAAUUGACUUUCUCUGUGUGAUGAAA